AUGGCGGACAAGUGGCGGAAAAGAGAACACAAUUCCAAGUCUUCUUUCAAAGAGGAUUUACCGAUCAGGGAUUAUAGAAAAAGACUGGUACAGGAAGUGGAAGAAAAUGAAUUCCUAAUCGUUGUCGGUGAGACAGGGAGUGGAAAAACAACCCAACUCCCACAAUAUCUUCUCAAAGCUGGUUUUACAUCCAGAGGAAAAAUGAUCGGUGUAACGCAACCACGACGUAUUGCAGCAAUUUCAGUAGCCACGCGCGUUUCUGAAGAAAUGAAAUGUCAUUUAGGAGAAACGGUUGGAUAUCAAGUUCGGUUUGAUGAUAACACCAGUGAUAAAACUCUGAUUAAGUAUAUGACUGAUGGCUGCCUUUUGCGGGAGUUCCUUGAUGAUUCUGCACUUAGCAAAUACAGUGUAAUCAUUCUGGAUGAAGCUCAUGAGAGAAGUUUGGAUACAGAUAUCUUAUUUGGUUUAGUUAGGAAAUUAUUUCAUGAUUGGAGAAAAAAUUUCCAUGCAGAAGAUAAGCCUACAAGGCUCCCAAAAGUUAUUAUCAUGUCAGCUACCUUAAAUCAUGAGAAGUUUUCAGAAUUCCUUGAUGGCUGUCCAGUCUUUGAAAUUCCUGGGCGCUGCUUUCCUGUGAAAAAUAUCUUUUUGGACUAUGUUGGUGUCAAGGACUUGCAGACACCAAGUUAUCUGAAAAGGGCUGUAGAGACAGUGAUGAAGAUUCAUCUUGAGGAAUGCCCAGGAGAUAUAUUGGUUUUCCUAACAGGACAGGAUGAAAUUGAACAUGCAUGUGACAAACUGUAUGAGUCAGCUGAGAAAAUUGACUAUAGCCACGAUGUCCAUUACCAUGAAGUGGAAGCCAUGUUGAUUCUUCCCUUAUAUGGUUCCAUGACAACUGAAUUACAGAAAAGAGUAUUUGAUCCUCCUAGUUCUUCAGUGAGGAAGGUAGUUGUAGCAACAAAUAUUGCAGCCACAUCACUUACUAUAGAAGGAAUAAGAUAUGUUGUGGACAGUGGCUUUGUGAAGCAGUUAUCAUAUAAUCCACGCACAAGACUUGACUCCCUUACUGUUGUUUUGACAUCAAGAUCUGAAGCCAUUCAAAGAGCAGGAAGGGCUGGUAGAACUGCACCAGGAAAAUGCUUUCGACUUUAUUCUAAGGAGGUCUAUGAGAUGGCCAUGACAGAGGAAACAAUUCCUGAAAUUCAGAGAACAAGUUUAAGUCAUGUGGUUCUCUAUCUCAAGUCCAUGGGAAUACAUGAUGUUUUAGGCUUUCAGUACAUUGAUCCACCAGAAGAGAGAAUGAUUCUAGAAGCAUUAAAACAACUAUAUUAUUUUGGAGCAUUGGACAGAGGUGGAAAUGUCACCACACUAGGUCGUCAGAUGACGGAAUUUCCACUCUCCCCAGGCCUCUCCAGGACAGUAAUAUCCUCAGCUAGCCUUGGUUGUACAGAACUGGUACUUGCAGUGGCAGCCAUGCUGUCUGUGGAGAAUGUCUUUGUAACUCCAGGAGGGAAAAAGAAUUUAUCAACAGCUACACAGGUUCAUAAAAAACUGGCGGAGGAAGCCGGUGGAACAAACGACUUUGCAACACUCCUGUUUGUCUACAGGCAGUGUCAUUCUAGUCCGUCACCUCCACGAUGGUGUCGUGAACAUUACAUUCACUGGAGAGCACUGAAAAUGGCGUACAACAUACACCAUCAGCUGGAAACCAUCUUGCAAAGACAGCUUAGUAAAGACUCUGUUCCAAAGAGGAAUACAGACAGUACGAAAAUUAACUCGAAAGAUCUGCUGAGGAGAGUAUUGUGCAGUGGAUAUUUCUGCAAUGUAGCGCGGAAAAGCAGUUCGGGAAACAGUUUCCGCACUAUGGACGGACAUGGUACACAAGUUUAUAUUCACCCAUCUUCAACGCUAUUUGGUUGCGAAGAUCAGCUCGAGUGGAUAAUUUUUCAUGACAUCAUCUGGACUUCAAAAAUCUUUGUCAGAACAGUUUGCCCAAUAAGGUAUGAGUGGGUGGGAGAACUCCUGCCCAGGUUACAUGAAGUAGACAGUUAUUCCUUGUCUGGCUGGGCAGAGGGAAAAGUAACGGUCAGCAAGCAUGACGGGAACUUACAAGACCAAAACGAAACCGAAACAGGCACUGUUACAGACGUCGUUAAAAUAUCGAAACGGAACACACAAGAAUCUCUCACGGCUGCUAGGCAACGCUUUCUGGAAAGAAAAAGAGCCCGCGAGAAGAACCAGGGCAGGUGACCGGAUCGACAAAGGCUACCAUCGUGGGAUGCCCCUAUGAGGAAAAACAGUGCUAAACACGUUGACAACACAUGUCCUGACGCACUAGCCAUAGCAAACGGCUAUUUGUCACGUGAGCCUCACGUGAGACAGUUGUUUUCAUGAGCCAAAUGAAAACAGGUGAUGAGCGCAAAGCAGAGCGAGAACCACGUCCACAGGACGAUAUUAUCAUUUCAUUAUGCUCUGAAGAAUUUGCUUACUAAUCAGAACUGUUCAUCUAGAUCAGUCAAUUUUUAAGUUACAUCUUAAAAUAAACAGGGUUUAGUGUUGAAGUAAGAUC
Molecule: messenger RNA, 2566 nt
Organism: Pocillopora verrucosa
Lineage: Eukaryota; Metazoa; Cnidaria; Anthozoa; Scleractinia; Pocilloporidae
Product: probable ATP-dependent RNA helicase DHX40
Cellular component (GO): intracellular anatomical structure
Molecular function (GO): ATP binding; RNA binding; helicase activity
Source: RefSeq, a predicted model, not a curated record